Molecule: messenger RNA, 1452 nt
Organism: Camelina sativa (false flax)
Lineage: Eukaryota; Viridiplantae; Streptophyta; Magnoliopsida; Brassicales; Brassicaceae
Product: pathogenesis-related protein 5
Source: RefSeq, a predicted model, not a curated record
GUCAGUAAAGGAUCUGAACAAAAAUUUGUCGGUGAUCAACAAAGCAUAGAACCCACUUUGUCCCAAAAGGUUGUUUACCUUCUUUUUGCAGGUGAUGAGAGAGAGAGAGAGAAGACGGUAGCUCGCGCUCUUUAACAUCUCCUGUUUUCUCUUUAUGCCGAUGCUUACUAUGCUUGUACACAUGUCACCUUAUCUCCUUAUGUGAGCAGGUGCAAGUGAGAUCAGGUUAGUUUUGACCAAACCAACUUUCAUGAUCUUUCUUUACUUUUUUGGUUGGGAAAAAUUUGAGAAACACAAACAAAACAAUGUCAUUUCUCUUAGGGUGUAAAUCUAACCACACAUAGGCAAAAUGUGGAAACUAUACCAUGUACCAUCAUCUUUAUUUUGAGACAUUUUCAAUUAAUUAAGGCAAGAAAAAAAAACCAUCAAGGGCAAAUAAAUAUUACAGUGCCAAAGAAGAUGGGCUAACAAGCUGGCACAAAGAUAAUUUAAUUGAAAAUGAUAAACCCUACCUCGGACCACCGCUUAUAUAAAUAGAGGAUCGGUGCUAGAGGUCAAUCCUCAUCCACAUCACAUCACAGAAAAGAAAAAAAAUGGUGAAAGUCUCCAGUAUUCACAUUCUCUUCUUCGUAUUCAUCACAAGCGGCGUUGCUGUUUCCGCCACCGUCUUCACUUUACAAAACAGUUGCCCUUACACCGUCUGGCCCGGAACACUCUCAGGCAACAGCAUCACCCUCGGCGACGGCGGUUUUCAACUGACUCCAGGCGCUUCCGUACAGCUCACGGCUCCUGUGGGGUGGUCAGGUCGCUUCUGGGCUCGUACCAGCUGCAACUUCGACGCCUCAGGCCGCGGCACUUGCGUCACCGGAGACUGCGGCGGCGUUCUAAAAUGUAUCGGCGGCGGAGAACCUCCGGCUACAUUGGCCGAAUUCACCGUCGGAUCAAGCAAUGCCGGCAUGGAUUUUUACGACGUGAGCCUUGUCGACGGUUACAAUGUCAAGAUGGGGAUUACACCUCAGGGAGGAUUCGGAAACUGCAAAUACGCAGGCUGCGUCUCCGACAUCAACGAGAUUUGCCCUAACGAGCUUCGGAUCAUGGAUCCGGGUUCGGGAAGUAUCGCGGCGUGUAAGAGCGCCUGCGCGGCGUUUAGUUCGCCGGAAUUUUGCUGUACCGGAGCUCACUCGACGCCGCAAACUUGUUCUCCGACGUAUUACUCGACGAUGUUCAAGAACGCUUGCCCUAGCGCUUACAGUUACGCUUACGACGACGCUUCGAGCACUUUCACUUGUACCGGAUCUAACUAUUUGAUCACUUUUUGCCCUACCCAGCCUUAAACCGGAACUCGCGGUUUAAAUUUGGUUUACGGGUUUCUCUCUCUCACACGUUUCUUUUGCUUGUUAUGUACGGAAAUAGAAAGAGAAAUAAGUAAAGAUGAUGACUAUAUGAAUCCUA